Molecule: messenger RNA, 1554 nt
Organism: Penicillium canariense
Lineage: Eukaryota; Fungi; Ascomycota; Eurotiomycetes; Eurotiales; Aspergillaceae
Product: DnaJ and TPR domain protein
Exons: 2
Coding region: 1-1554 (517 amino acids)
Biological process (GO): protein folding in endoplasmic reticulum
Cellular component (GO): endoplasmic reticulum
Molecular function (GO): misfolded protein binding; protein-folding chaperone binding
Source: RefSeq, a predicted model, not a curated record
AUGCGCAUCUCACUUGAAACCGUGACGGCCGUCCUGGCCUGUCUCUCCACUGGCUAUGCGCUCCAGAUCCCCCCCGAUACGCCGCUGUCGGAAUUGAUCUCGUCGGCCAAAGCGCAUCUCGCAAAGGGCUCCCCGCGCGAUGCUCUCGUAUACUUCGAUGCGGCCGUCUCGCGCGAUCCGACCAAUUAUAUCACCAUCUACCAGCGUGGCGCUGCCUACCUGUCCAUUGGCAAGAACGCGCAAGCGUCGGAGGACUUCAAUCGAGUGUUGGAACUCAAGCCCGGUUUCGAGGGCGCGCUCCUCCAGCGCUCUCGUCUCAAGGCUCGGUCUGCACACUGGACCGAAGCUCUACAAGAUCUCGAGCGUGCGGGCAAGAAGAGCUCGGUCGAAUACCAGGAGCUCGAGGCCGCGCGAGAUGCGGCCGCCCUCGCUGUAGCCGCGGAGAAGAAGGGAGACUGGGAGGCCUGCAUAACGCAGGCUGGGGUGGCCAUUAUGAAGGCGAACACGGAUCUGCCCCUGCGGCAGGCUCGAGCACACUGCCGAUUCGAGAGAGGGGAGGUGGAAGAGGGCGUGAGCGACCUCGCGCAUGUUCUGCAGAUCUCCCCGAACUUGGUGGAGCCGCAUCUGCAGAUGUCCUCGAUGCUGUUCUAUGCACUGGGGGAUAGUGACCGCGGCCUGGCGCAGAUCCGCAAAUGUUUGCAUACCGAUCCGGACUCGACGCCCUGCAAUCGUCUCUACCGGCGAGAGCGGCAACUGGCGAAGACCCUGGGGAAACUGCACAGCGCCCUGGAGGCGCGCAAGUUCAGCAACGCGGCGAAACUCAUGGUCGGUGACGGGGACGACACUGGUUUGAUCGCAGAUGUGAAGGCCGACGUCGCGGAGGCGAGGGGAGCGGGCCAUAUCCACCCCGCGGCAUCCAACAAUCUUUAUAUCUUCCUCGUUGAGAAGACAUGUGAGGCGUAUCGAGAGAUGCGUAUGGUCAAGAAGGCUGGUCCUUAUUGUGCCGAGUCCCUCCAAUUAGUCCCCUCUUCUCUUCACGGUCUGCUCUACCAAGCCCAGGCCGAGUUGGACGAGGAUCGUUUCGAGGAGGCGGUGCGCACGUUGAACACCGCCAGGGAGCAUCAUCCGCAGUCGCAGGACGUCCAGUCUCUCCUUCAAAAGGCACAGGCGCUUCUGAAGCGCUCAAAGCAAAAGGAUUAUUACAAGGUUAUUGGGGUCAGUCGGGAUGCCGAUGAGCGGACCAUCAAGCGUGCAUACCGUCAAUUAAUGAAGCAGCACCACCCGGACAAGGCUCACGCCCAGGGCGUAUCGAAGGAGGAGGCGGAGAAGAAGAUGGCGACCAUCAACGAGGCCUACGAGGUCCUAUCCGACCCCGAGCUACGUACCCGGUACGACAAUGGGGAUGACCCCAACGACCCCCAGGCGCAGCAGCGAGGCAGUCCGUUCCAAGGAAGUCCCUUUGGCCACGGCGGGGGCCAGCAGUUCUUCUUCCAGCAGGGUGGCCAGCAGUUCAAGUUCGGUGGCCAGGGGUUCGGGGGCUUCCCUUUCCCCUGA